This is a messenger RNA of Monosiga brevicollis MX1, 5061 nucleotides long. RefSeq lists its product as uncharacterized. Gene Ontology annotation, molecular function: microtubule binding. Gene Ontology annotation, biological process: regulation of mitotic cytokinesis; intracellular signal transduction. The record is from RefSeq and is a predicted model, not a curated record. Lineage: Eukaryota; Choanoflagellata; Craspedida; Salpingoecidae. The transcript is spliced from 5 exons. The coding region runs from base 1 to 5061 and encodes 1686 amino acids.
AUGCCGCAGCGCUAUGCGGCGGCCAUACCUGUGGCGUCGCGGCCGCAGCGGCCAUCUUCUUACCGCUCAGAUACAUCGCAAAGCUCCCGCACAUCGACCAUGACCUCGCAAUCUCGCCCCCGCACCCUCACCAGAGCCAGUUUUGUCGAUAAUUCUCCCUAUGCUGCUACCAUGCGCUUGCCGCGCAAUGCUCCCUCUCGACGUUCACGGCCCACCUCAGCCGUGCAUCGCAACAACGGCGCUAGCAGCCAAUCGUUGCGUCGCUCCGUCCGUGCUCGGCCCACCUCAGCCCCACUUGAGACCUCACGGCGCGCAGAGGCCGCAGCCCGCCGCAUGUACCAGGCCCGUCCCCACCUCGUGCGGUGUGUGGCUCACAAAAAUGGAACGUAUCAGCAUGGCAUCAGGGUUCAAGGCGAUACGCUACAUGCCCUGCUGCGAGCCUGCACCCAGCGCCUCGACCUGCCCUUUGCCGCCCGCCGUCUCUUCGAUGAGUCGGGCCAAGAGCUCCUCUCCACCGAGGAUUGUCAACUGCUGGAACCCCAUGCCAUCGUUUACGUGAGCCUCGGCGAGCCCUUUGCGGAUCCUUUUGCCCGCGUUGCGGCCGAGCAUCGCCGUCGACUAGGGCCCACAGCCUCCCUCUCGGCAUCUGUUGGCCUCUCUUCCGGAUUGCACGGUCGCACCGCCAACUCCCGGCCUCUGUCUGCUGGGCGCUGCACUGCCUCCAUUGAUCAAGCCGGUCGGCUUCGCGCAACCUUUUUCAACCUUGGAGAGGGCAUCAACGGCACCGCCUUGCUUCUUCCCGAUUCCCUGGAUGACGUACUCCACGCUUGCACCCGUCGGCUGGCUCUCAGUGGGCCAGCCGCUCGUCUCUUUGCCCUUGAUGGUCACGUCAUCCGAGAGGCCACUGGUGAUCUGCACGCCCUGUGUCACCCAGCGCUGCAGUACGUUAUCGGCCGCGUGGCCGGACCCUUCUGGGUUGUGGCAGGCACCGAGGCCUUUGAUACUCGCGGGCCCCUCGCAUUCAUCCAACAUCAUGUCCAGCGCCUUGAUGCGCGUAUCAAGCAGUGCGAGCAACGCAAAGAGAUUCUCGACUCUAUCAUCUCGGGCUACGAGGCUCAAGAAGCGGCUCUCGGAGAUUUGGACCUGCAGACCAAUCGCCUACAGGAGUCGCGCCGCUACCUUCUUGCUUGUCGAGCGACCUUGUUAGAGAGCGUCGCUGAUGGGCCCGAGCCGCCGCUAGCCGCCUCCAUCCCGCGCCUCAAGCCCAACUCGACGCUCGUCGAUGCUCGGCCCGCCCUGUACCUCGCUGCCGUGCCCAAUGGUCUCCCUGCCCGCCCGGAAAACAGUCGGACCUUCACCUUUCAUGUCGGGGAGGCCGAGCGGCGUGCUCAAGAUGCCCAGGGCGUCUUUGCUCUGCUGCUGGCUCGCAUCGACAGCCUUCUUGAUUUGGGUGGACCAGCCAAGCGCCUCUUUGAUAAAUCAGGACGCGAGCUACGCAAGGUGCAUCAGUUGCGCAAGGUCAACACUGUCUGGGUUUCGCGUGGCGAACCCUUUGUCCCUUACGAGGACGUGGUGUUGGGGGUCUCGCUAUCGGGCGCCCGACAGGUUUUGGUCAGAGCCCCCACUGCUUCCGACACCGAGACACCCACACCCGAAACGAGCGAGAGCUCGAACUCGCCGCAUCCCAUGUUUGUUGAGCACUUUGACGUGGUCGAAGAUGACGAACUGAAUGCCAACAACUUUGCUCUCUUGGCGGCCGACGAGCCUGUACCCGAAGCUCUCAAGUACGACGCCAAAACCGUGGGAACGGAGGCACUCGAACGGCUCAAGCCGUUGGCACACAGCACGGCCAUGCUCUUGCUGCGUCGCGAGCGCGAGGUGGCCGUCUUCCAACCGCGCGUGGCCUUUCAUCUGCGCCAGUUAGCUGACAAGUCAAACCUACUCCAGCGUUGGCAGGUGCAACCGUUGCGUACUGCCACUGAAGGGCCGACUCUGUGCUUCAUAUCCUCGCGCUUGUGUCCCUCCAUGGUCCUCACCGUGCUAGGUGACCCGGCUGCCGACUCUCCUGCGUCUCCCUUGCCGGUGGGCUUUGGAGAAGCGGCGGCAAGUAACUUGAAUGCACUCUGGUUCUUUGCAGACGAUGGCACAAUUCGAACGGCAGCCAACGCAGAGUUUGGUCUGACUCUCUCGGCAACCGUCGAUGUGGCGUUGAAACACGCUGACGAAAACACCAGCAUGGGCUUUUCUAGUACCAACAAUGACCACGGACAAACCCAGCGCGGUGAACAAGACGAGGACAGCGACGGCAAUGGCAGCCCACCGACCUCGGGUGGCGUGGCAUGGACCGCGGAUGACGCUGUCGGCGCCGAUGGCUCUAGCGCAGACCAUGUCGUGCUGUCGGUACAAGCCGUCGAAGCACCCGCAACCGCAGUGGGCCAGCGGCAGCGGUGGGCCUUCAAGUCGUAUCGCUUCGACCAGGUGGCACUCUUCAAAGAAUCACGGGACGUGAACCAGGAUCGGCGAUGGAUUGAAAAGGCUCUCAUGUGGCCCUGCGACGCCAACUGUCAGUGGAAUGCGGAAAUGCCAGCACCCCUUGAGGCCCUCCUCGUGGGCAAGGCGCCCUGGCCGACGCAGCGCAGCUCGGCUCGCUUUGACAGGCAUCUCUACCACCGCAAGCUCAAGGUUGUACCCAAUGUCAACCCCGGCGCCGAACCCUCCUCUGUGGUGUUGCCUCUAAGUGCCGGCGAGCGUGGGCGCAGCAAUACCGUGGGUAAUGCCAUGGCGCCCGCGACCUUGGCAUCAAGCCUGCCCAAGGACACGCGUCACUGGCUGAGCAAAAAGCUCGGUACGGACUGGGCCGUCAGCAUGACCGAUUCACUCACUCAGCAGCGUGAUGAGCGCCAGGAGUGGCGGCUUGAGCUGCUGUUGGUCAAGUGUGAUGCUGCACUACCACAGCUGACGGGCGCAAGUCGCCAGCUGUUCACGCCCUGGGGUGCGGCGGUGACAGACCCAGAGACAUUUGACUCAGCCGUGGUGCUGCAGGUGAGCUGUGGCGAGCCGUGGCACCCUGGUCCUGCCGUCACGCGGGCCACCAAAUUGCUCGAGGGUGAAAUUCGGGCCCUGCGCCAAGUGGCCGAGGCGUAUGCCGCUGCCGACAGCAUUGCCACUUUUGCGCAGCGCAAUGGCUCGACGUUCACGACAACAACGGACGAGGAGGCCGCCCUCCAGGCUGUGCUUAAGCCACAGCGGCAGCUCAUGGUUGGCGACGAUUGUCUGACGGCAAUCGAGGUGGCGGCUGGAGCCACGAUCACGCUGGAACCCCUGGCGCUCAACGAGCCUGGACAAAAAUGGAUUGUUGAGGACGGGCUCUUUGUGAGUGCCAUGGAUGCCAAUCUUUGCUUGGGUUGGGCCCGUCGAGAAGCACGAGCUGAAGCUGCUGCGGGCGAGGACUUUGAUGGCGAGGCUCGCCUCUGUCUGUUGGAUCGCAACACGGGUUGCUACAACAAGCUGGCGUGUGCUCAGCCGCAUUCCAUGGCGCACAGGCUGUGGAUCAACUGGCCUACCUUGAUGCCCGAGAUAAUCUCAUGUGCGGAAUAUUUUUUCUCCUUGCCCCACUUUUGUGCCCACCACUUUUUUGUUGUUGUUCGUCACGGUUUGGCUCACUGCCGGGUAUUUUGCCUGCUUAGUUGUCCGGCUUGUGCCGAGAACAGCGGCCACAAUGGCUCAUCCUCGACCCACUCGCUGAGUCUUGGCGUGCAGUCAUUUGUGUGUAGUAAUCGCAACCGAGCUCUUGAGAUUGAAUCGCGCUUUGGGUUGCGUGGACCCAAGGGGGUCUUUGCACCCCCACAGCCCGUGCCUUUGGGUGCGAGGGUCACGUUGCGCAGUGUGGAGGAUGCCGAGGAGGCUUUGGCGCGCUGGGAUCGCUAUCUGGGCCGUCUUGUCGGCGUUUUAGAUCGUCGUACCGUGCACAUUAAACGUAUGUUGCUGCUCUCUUGCAUGCUUGCCUUCGACUUGCCGAUCUUGCUUUGGUGUCACACGAGAUCCUCGUACCUUGUAGCAUCGGCUCCAACGUCCUCGCUCGAACCGAGCCGUCGCCUCAAGACAGUUUUGUACAAGAACGGCGAGGUGCUUAAAACACGGUCCAAGCGGGUUGUGGUGGUGUUGGAAAGCGACGAGCGAAGCUUGGCCUUCUUGUUGAGUGAAGCAACUCGGCUGUUAAAUCUAGCCAACGCAGCUCGGGCUCUCUUUUUGCGUGACGGGACGCCUGUAGAGCGCUUGAGCAGCCUCGGCAAAAAGCAUGUCUCGGACGCCAAUGAUCUAGAGUUGUGGGUUUCGUGCGGAGAGCCGUUUGUACGACCCGAAACGUGCUUCGAUGCCUUGCGUCAAGAGCGCCAGGAGCUGCGUGGGGCCUUUGCACGAUGCAAGGAGGAAGCACAGGCGCUAAAAAGCCAGCGCAAGAAUUUGAAAGCUUUGAUGGCGAAGGAGGCCACCGAAUCCACGGGGCGCCGUCUCGACACACUGCAAACAGAACUGGAUUCGAACAAGCUGGAUCUGGAAGCGGUGGCUGAGCGCAUGACCCAGUUUAAGGCGCGUCUGCGGCAAAUUGACUUGGCUGUACACGAGGCUGGGCGCCCCAAAAUUGCCAAAGCCUCGCAACCUCGAGACCCGGAUCUCUUUCAGCGCCUGGCCAAACCUGUGCGACCGAUGGCUCGUGUCCUGGCGCGGCGGAACGGUGCAUGGGAUGCACCGCCGCUGUUGUGCAUGGCCCGUUCGUUGGAGGAUUUGUUAGUGGACUGCACCGAAAAAUUACGAAUGAAUCCCGUUCGGCGUUUGUACACCCUGCAGGGUCAGUUGGUGCACUCCCUCGAAGAACUAGCCACGAAUCAAGAGGUCUGCAUCGUCGCACGGCAUCUCAUCAUGGUUCCAUCAUGCGCAUUGCAGGUUCUGGCGUCGGCCGGCGAGCCAUUCGUCGGUGGCAAGAGCUCGACAUCGACUGCCAAGCCACCCGUGGCCGAUUCGGGUGUUGGUGACUCUGAAGCAAUGAGCGUGAUUGAUGAGUAA